AUGGCUUCCUACACCGUUCCGCAAGAAUCUGAACCCCAUCCACCAGGAUCCUUCCCGACAGACGACACGGUUGGCACACAGGAUUCCAGCUUAACUUCCUCGGGCUCACGUCAUCAACACAAUAAGCUACACAAACGAGAAGACCCAAGGGGAUGGAGUGAGGAAGAGAAGGCAACGUGGGGACAUCAACAUACGGACUCGGGUAUUGGUUUAACAGAUCCGAGCCUUUCAUCAAACCCCAAUAUUCGUGGCCAAGUGGACGAAGGAACUUUCCAAUCGAAUAAUGCUACUACUACAACGAGGUCGCCUAACUACCAAGGAAACGAGGGCAAGCCUGGCGUCAUGACUGGCGCCUAUGGUCACAACAAUGUUAAUAGCGGUGGCAACUACUAUCCAAAGUCGACCGCGGAAGAUACGUCUUCUCAAAACCAAACCAGCGCAAGGGGUAUCGGUGCUGUCGGGCCCGCAACGGGGUUAGCUACUGCUACUGGACAAAAUACAGAGUCAAGGCAAAUGCCUGAGGAUCGUAACACCAUUCGGAAUGGCUUACGUCAAACCAGCAACGUUGAGCACGAGGAUCCAUAUUGGGGUGACGUUCCCCACGGUACUGGCAUCUAUAACACAGUUACUGGACAUGGUAGCUCUGAGACAGCUACUGAAGGUUCCCUUCAUUCGCAUGAUCCUCUGAGUCACGAGCAGCAGCGUGCAUUCCCACUUGCAACUUCUAACAACGCUCCCCACGACGAGACCGGUCACCGUACAGAUUCACGGUUUAAGGAGAACCUAGGCGAAUCCACUACAGGUGCAGCUGCUGGUCUCACCACCUACGAACUUGCUGAAAGGCGGCGAGACCAUCAACAUGAGGACGAUCUGAAAGAGCCUACCGCCCGCAAGCACCACGGAGCAGAUACCAAAAAGGAGAGUAAAAUCGGUGGCUUAUUCCAUCGGGAUCACAAGGACGAGAAGGAAACCAAGUCUGAGAAGCUCAAGGAACCAGUUCCUAGUAAAGAUGACAGAUCGUUAAGAGAAAGGGACGCCGGCGUAGCUCUCGCAGCCGCUACUGGAGCAUAUGGUGCGAAGAACCACGCCGACAAGCAUGACAAGAAAACUAGAGAAUCUGAGCAUGAUGUUGCAGACGAAAAGGCGAAUGCACUUUAUCAGCAUCCUAAUGAGAAGAUUGACUCGAAGGAUCCUUUUAUCGCGGCUGGAUACAAAGAGCCUGGCAGUCAGGGUUCUACAAAGAUUACGAACAACGCUUAUCCCCCUUCUGAAGAUGUGACCACGAGAGAUCACCCCUUUACUACCUCUCAGACCACAGAGAAGCUUAACGAAAGAAAUGAUUCAAAGCUUGGCUACGGCCUCGCAGCUGCUGGUGUAGGAGCCGGUGCUGGGUAUGCUGCCCAGGAGCACAGCCACAGGGACAGCGACAAGAAUAAGGUGCAUCCCAACCAGCAAGCAUUCCACGAUUCGACGACGGCGUCAAAGGCAACUACGCAACCAUCGGACGCAGGGUACACUAUCGGCAAGCCUCAACUCGCAGUAUUUUCUGGCACCGGAGAGGCCACCGCUCCCCAUGACAAGACGCAGGGUCUACCACAGACGAGUUCCGGCGCUAACCGCUCUAUCGAUGACCCUAGCCAUCAUGGCGAGUAUAACGUCCUGCAAGACGGUACUCCCUCCGGCGUUAACAUUGGAGAUCAUCAUUACGGCGACAAGAAGAAUGUGGCAUUUUCGUCACAGGAUGCUACGCGCGGCGCCGUGACGAAGGAUAACCACACUGGUGCUAAAGCAGCGGUAGCCGGUGCUGGUGUUGCUGGCGCGGGCACUGCGGCUCACUACACUGGCGAGCGUAACAGCAACACUUCAUCCGCGCCCUAUGAGGUCUCUGGCGCCAACGGUCGCGCACCUACGCACUUGAUCCAUGACAGCACUUACAAAACCCUGCCGACCGGCACUCCCUCCGGUAUUAACGUCGACGACGGCCAACAAUAUGACAAGCACAAUGUCGCUACGUCGUCUCCUACCAGUGCUACACGAGGCGCUGUAGAUGACAACAACCACAGCCGAGCCAAAGCUGCUGCUGCUGGUGCCGCCGGUGUAGUUGGUGCCGGAGCCGCUGCAAAGCACCACUCCCAGCGCGACACUAACAAUACCACCGCCGUCCCAUCCACCACCACAUCUCACGACCGCCAGUCCCCCACCACCAGGUCCAACCGCGCAUCGAGCCACUCCAGCCACGGCGGACAAUACAACGUCCUCCCAUCCGGCACACCCUCAGGCAUCAACAUCGGCGAGCGCGACGGCCUCGGCCGCAAGAGCCUCGAUAACACUACCAGCAAGGCCAAGACACCCGCAACCGCAUCUCAUCCCACUGCUACGAGCGCGGUCCCCGCUUCGAAGAAGGAUGCCACUACUAGUACGUCGGCGGCAGUCAUCCCCGCACGUUUGAAUCCCGCGGACAAGGUGCUGCAUCGGUGCAGGAAGUGCGGCGAGGAGAAUGAUAUCACGGGGUACUUCCGCGUAUAAGAGGGAGAAUGAUGGGUAUGAAUAAUGAGAGAGUAUAUGCUAUGACUACUUGGGCUGGGACUAGGACUGGGAUAUGAACUGUAUAAGACACUGGUCA
Molecule: messenger RNA, 2623 nt
Organism: Daldinia vernicosa
Lineage: Eukaryota; Fungi; Ascomycota; Sordariomycetes; Xylariales; Hypoxylaceae
Exons: 1
Coding region: 1-2526 (841 amino acids)
Source: RefSeq, a predicted model, not a curated record